AAAUUACAAAAAAAAAAAAAAAAAAAAAAGAGAGAAGACUGAAUUUUCGUAAUGGAAAAUCAAUGGAAAAAAAAAAAGAAAAAAAGAAAAGAAAAGAAAAAAAAAAAAGGUCAAAAUUUGUGCUGGCAAACAACGAUUGGUCCACGGAAGAUUCAACAGAGAACCACUCAAUCAAACAGGACGAAGAACACAGCGACAGCGAGCAAAGGUCACUUCAGACCAACAAGAAAACAGAAUCAAGACAAUCACGAGAAGCAGAGGGGGUGCCGAGUGAAAGAGUGACAUUGCGAGGAACGCAAAGUCUGGCGAGAAGCUGAAGGAGAGAGAGAGAGAGAGCGAGAGAGAGAGAGAGAGAGAGAGAGAGAGAUUGCGUGGAUUCUGAGACACUCGCAAAAAAAUAAGCUCAGAACUUGACAGCCAAUGGCGCAUCAAAGUUUGCUGGACAGACAGGCUUGAAGCAAAGAAACUAAAAGGAAAUGAAAUCGUGUUGGAAUUGCAAUGAAUUGACCGACAAAAUCAGAGUCGGCGAGCUCCCAACUCACUCAGAGAGUACAAUACUCGAUUCGGCAAGGUUGGAAGUGACUUGAAUGUUUGCGAGUUUAUCUCAGCCUUCCUAGGGCGACACCAUUGCACAAUCCGUAAAUGGUUGCACGCCGGAAAAGUCCUGCGUGUUGCUCGAUGAAGGAGAGAAGGUACGUGCGGCCUUGGAUGUGCACACAUGGGAUAGGUCAACGCAGGCACGCGAGAACAGCUUGCUCGGUCUGGUCAAGCAGGGCUUUCACGUCGGGAUGGAGAUGUUGGCGCUCGAGACCGCCCAUCACGGCCGUCGCAUUCGGCAUCAAGUCGUGGCCGCGGACCAUGCUGACAUACGUGGUCCAAAAAGAGACCCGAUUGUUGCGGUCAAACGAGGAGGUUGCUUCGGCUGUCAGCUGGGCGAGCAGAGAGUUCCAGAGCACGUCCGGGUCGUUUUCCGAUUCUGCGAGCUCGCGAUGGAGCAUGGCCAUGGUCUCGUCGUUCUCACUUGAAGCCAAAUCACUCGCAGGAUCCUGCGGUGGCUCGUCCGAGCCUGGGUCACUCGAGAGGGCCGAAUCAGGGGCUGCUGCGGCCUCUGUAGCUGGGUUGCUGGUGCUCGUGCUCGCCUCGGUCGUGACCGUGAAGGCAUCUGGAUCAUCAGCAGCUGGAUCAGCGGCCGCAGAUGCUCGGUCUUUGCGGUUGUCACGCUUGAGUUUGAGAUCGCCUUUCGGAAGCUUGCGGAGGUGUUCGUUCGUCAUGGUCGCAAGCCUGUCGGCUGACUGUUGCGUGAUUCUUUCAGGCUCGCAAUGGUGCGCUGCGGGCGGCGAUUUCUGCUGAGACUCCUUGAAGAACGCUUUGAAGGUCGAGACAAAGUACCACUUGCGCUGCUGGAGGGCCUGGAUCAUGCUGACGCGCAGUGUGCCUGCAUCCGCGCUCCUGAGCAGUCGGUGCAGAAUCAAGUACGACUCAAUGCACGGCAGCAGCGUGUAGACGACGGGAGCGCCCACAAUUUUUGUGAUCCGAGCCUGGGCGGCUGGGAGAUCGGGCGAAGCGGCGUACAUGUCACUGUCUCUGAGAAAGACGUGCUUGAGCUUGGCCUGCGUCAGAACGUUGGAAACACCGUGCUUGUUGACGGCGCCCGAUGUGGUCAGAAAGUGGAAGUGCUGGCCGAGGGUCGUGUACUUGCUGUAGAACGCCUGGUCGUUCGCGCCUUCCAACACGAGCAGUGGCUUGCUGUCCUUGACUUGGCUGAGUGCGUUGAGGAUUGGAUACAGGGAAGCGCGACCUUGCUCGUCCUUGGGCAGGUCGUCUGUCAGCUCGACGGCCUUGCCAUCCGGAGUGAGGAACAUAAUCUGUUGAUCCGUCUUCAAGCGCGGAUCGAUGAUGGCGCGCGAGUUGGUCGCGACAAUGAGCUGGAUGUCGUGCUCGGCGCACGUGCUGACGAGAAAGUCAUACAGCUUGGCUGUCACAUUCUCGUAGAGCAGUGCUUCGAGCUCGUCGAUGAGGAAGAUGCGCUGCUUGAAGGGACUUGGGUCGUGCGCAAUUUCCUUUUCACGCGCCUCGUCUUGCGCAGCGUUGAUGGUUGCGCCAGCGGUCAGAUGGUAGAGAAGCGUCAGAAUGGCAAUAAUCUUCUGCAGCGAGCCGGCGCAGGCACCAAUGUCGAGGGUGACGCCGUUCUCGGUGACAGUGGCCGUGACCGGACCAUCGACGCCGUCGCGAACCGCAGAGACGGUGGCUUGAAGACCGAGCUGCUUCAGUCCGUCGCUCACAAAGUCUUUUGCCUGAAACAGCCGGAAACGCAUAUGCUGAACGCCAGCGGUCAGGAACAUGUGCUCUCUGAGUAGCUCUUCCUUUCUGUCUCCCCACUGAUACAUCGGUGGCAUGAAGGCGAAGCGGAUGGGGGCGAGCGACUGGUGGUUGUCGGGUUUGUCUUGAAGCAGCCCUUUGUCCAGCGAAUACUCCAGCAUCACGUUCUCGUUGGUGUGAUGGUACGUGGUAUCGUGGAACGUGCCAGUCAGGGUGAAUUUCCUGUUUGGCGCGCCGACGCGAACGAGCGUAUCUGGCGACUGAUACUUAUUGCUAAAGAACCGAUCACCAAAGAGGUCUUCCAGCUCAUCUUCGAAUCGGAAAACAUCCUUGCUGAAGUGCUUGGAGCUGGGGACACGAGCGUUGUGGCCGCGCAGGAAGAUGAGAAUAGCCCAGAGGAUUUGCGUCUUGCCCGAGCCGUUCGCGCCAACGAUAAUCUUGGGGCUGGGCGUCAGGGUGAAAGUUAUGUCCUCGAACUUUUUGAAGUUCUGGAGGCGGAGCUGGUGCAGACUGGGGAGUCGGUGAUGCAAUACAGUGAGCAAAGCUCUUCUUCGAACUGCACUCCGGACGAGUUACAAUGUUGCAAACAACAUCACUACACAUACCGAAACUCUGACUGCGUUUCAACUUGAGUGGCCGAGUCCAGGGAAGGCGGCACAACGCCAAGACUCGAGGCAUUUCGACAUUGCUGCGCAAACGGAUGCGCGGCUCGCGCUGCCGCAGAUGAUUCGGCAGAUGUCUCGUUGGAGAGUGGGUGGAGCGUGCGCUCGGUGCCAGACGAAACGCUUUGCAUCAAUAAUCGCGCGAAACUGCAGGCUGCAGAAAGACUGGCUUUCGGCCUGCUCUCUGCCGAGACAUAUCGCAGCGGCAUCGCAAGCGCAGCAGAGUUGCAUCCAAGUCUGUAGCUCUUUGAUGACAAGGCGAGAAAAGCAAUGCGAUGCGGCACAGCGAAGAUUGCGGCGCCAGCCAUCGAAUUACGUGGAAACAUUUCGAGCUGAUAGACUGUUGCCACUGAGAAACGGACAGGACAAAACGUCCAAUCUUUGUUUUGCUUACUGGUGACGUUUUUCGGCUUGUUGGAGCUGAAUACCAUCGCGCAAAGUUGUAGUAACGAGUAGAAAUGUGGGGGUGGGGGUGGGGCAGACAAGUCGAUGUGCCUAGUUGCUGAACAAGACUUUUAUUUUCACGGAUAUUGUCGGUCACAUGUGGCCGAGCUCCAUCCCGUAAUCACACCCGCACCAACCAAUGAAUUUUAACGGACGCUGCUUCGGGUUUUCCUCGCGUUCAACGCGCCAGUUCGAUUGGGUGGCCCGCCGCCUUGUUCGCAGAGCUUCUGCAACGAUCGAGUCGAUAGCGCUUCGUGGACGGGCUCCUGGCUCGGAACGGGAAGAGGGAGGUCGUUUUUCACUGUCUCGGCUCGUUUUGCUGUUUCACUGCAGACCUGCCCCAAGCUCGGUGCACCCCGGAGCCAUUCCUCCUUCCCUUCCACGCAAAGCACUCCACAGAGCCCGAACGACGCUUUGAUUGCCUCCCGCUGGUGGUGGACGUGAUCGCUGCUGCCAGAUUGUCCACCCCUGCACUCGCGGCCGCUUUGGUUUCGCAAGCAACCCCCGCUGCAUCAUGGCGAAGGCUGCCGACCAGACCGUAUUCAGUGUCAAACUCGAACGUGCGGAGAUUACCAGCGGAUCGCAAUGCAAGGUUGUCCUUCAGGCGUCGGUCAGACUGGAGGCCACCGUGUCCCAAAUCUACCUCAAGAUUACACAGCGCAAUCCAAAAUCCGCAGAGUCUGUCGAGAAAGUGGAUCUCACCCAUGAAGCCUGCAUGUUCAGUGUCCACGAAGGGCCGGUAGUCUAUGUGAAGUGGACCAGCCAGCUGUCGCAAGUGACAAGGACAUUCAAGUGCAGCUUUGCCGGGUGCGACCAGAGUCUCAAGCAAGCAGAGCUGUUUCGCUCAUUCUGCAAAAACCUGUCCAACCUUUUCGCACCGGAUCUCCCAACCAAAGCUCUGAGUGAAUUCAACAAGCUGCUCCACUCGAGCGAGCCGCCACAAAAGAGCAUAUUGCAAUCAUGGUCUGUUCCGUCCUUGCCGCAGGCAGGACGCUCUGUGCAGUUGGAUGGCUCCUUUGGCGUAUUGCGAGAUGAAAACCGAAGACCGUCCAGUAAUGGGCAAGCAGUGGUCUCGCCAAAGUCUACUGGCUAUCGCCAGGUCGUGGCUACUGCUUGUUCGCCCAGUUCGCCAAUGACAACCUCGUUGAAUUACGCACCCACAAACCGGCUAUUUCACUCCAACUUUCCUUCGAGCAAUCGCUCGCUCCGAGAUUCUACUCCUAGCGCGUCCACGAGCAUAUCUGCCGCCCCGCCACUCACACCGUCCAAACCCUUGACUCCCUCCCAGUUCUUCAGCCCACCCAGCUCUCGGCCUGGUUACUCGCCCUUUUCCAGCACCAACUACUCACCCACGACGGCAACGAGUUCACUCACCUUCUCCAGUCCUACGAAAACCUUUACGCGCAAUGGCGACGACAAGAUAGGAUUGGAGAACCAGGGCAACGACUGUUAUCUGAAUGCCAUGCUUCAAGCGCUGCUUCAUUUGCCUCUGUGUAUUCAGAGCAUUGAGCACGCGUAUCAAGACUUGAAUUCCUCUGAUUCCCAACAACGUCCUUUGACACGAGCGAUGCUCAAGCUCGUACGAAAGCUCCACCCCUCUGCGCUUGAGGUACACUUGCCCAAGCGAGACGCGGCGAUCGAGGCCGCCAGCUCGGCGGCAGUCAAGAUGCGCGUCGGCGAUCGCUACCCCUCCUUUGGAACUUCUCGACAGCAAGACGCACACGAGCUGUUGACCCAUGUGUUGACAAUGCUAGAAUACGAGCUCUCGCCUCUCCGCGCUGCUCAGGCCUCGACGAUCUCUGCUCGCACACCUGCGAGCGACGAAGCAGCAGCAGCAACAUCCACACCCGCUCACUCGACGGUGCUUGAACAGCAGCCCUCCGAAGGGGGAUCUUCUGUCGAAUUUAUUGCAAGCGACACUCCUUCCCUCCACAGUUACCAGAGCAAACCGACUCGAAGGAGACUAGAGAAUGACGAUCUCGGCGACGGGGACCUUCCAGCGCUCGCAUCCAUCAUCCUGCAAACCGACCCUUCCGUCGUCAAAGCACAAUCACCUGCCGCCCAAUUGCCGGCUGCCAGUUCGAGUUCUGCUCUCCCAAACGCUCAAACUGACCCAGACAACCCAAUCAAACGGAUCUUCUCCGGACUGGAGCGCCAGGAGCUCGAGUGCCUGUCUUGCAAACGCCUGUCAGAGUCAACCGAAGAGUUUUACUGCCUGUCGCUCGAGCUACCUGGUCCGCUCGAAGCUUUCACCGCAAAGCCAUCGCUUGAUUCUCUUCUUCACAAACAUUUCACACCCCACAAAGUUGAGCGCACCUGCGAGCAUUGUGGCUUCAAGACGGCAAAUCGCACACGCCGAAUACUUCGCUUUCCCAACGUCCUCGCCAUUCAUCUGAUGCGAUUCCGCAACAACCUAUCCAAGCUCACCACCCCAGUUAAUCUUGGUCUUGCAGUUUGUGCAGACAAUGUGGCGCAUUCGAAAGCGACUCAUUCGCAGCCAUUAAUUCUACCGAGCGUUCCCGAGCCACCCACCCCUGUCAAACGCGUCCGCAACUCUGGCGCUGAAGAGCAGGCCGGCGACACUAGCGCCUCGAAACGCUCCAAAGUCGACUCGGACAACCUGUCCGAGAUGACAGAGGAGGAGCAGGUUCAGUUUGUCAUGGCGCAAAGCAUCAAGGAAGCAGAGCAGCAGCGCGAGAAGGAGGAGCAGGAGCUUCGUGAAGCGACAAUCGCAAGCUGCAUCUCUGCAGCACAGGACGAUAUCAUGCUCCUUGAUGACGACUCGCUGCUCGAGAUGCCUCUGCCCGGGCCGUCGGCGUCUGUGGGCUCGACUGGGGCUGAGCGAUUCAAGUAUCGAUUGGUCAGCGUUGUCCAUCACCAUGGCGGAUCCAUCCAGAAAGGCCAUUACACCAGCCACGUGCUGGAUUUUCAUGCAGGUCGGUGGUACGAGUGCAAUGAUGAGCGCGUGACGCCGGUGCCCCUCCAGGCGCCCUUGAUGCAGACAAGCAACAUGUACAUGUGCUUUUUUGUGACGCCGGAUAUUUUUCAGCGUGCCAUGCAGCGUGGCAAUGCUCAGCGACACGCCGAACUUGUCGCCAAGCAAGAAGACGACGCAAGCGAUGGUCUCGACGUUGCCCCGGCAAGCAAUCCAACCUCGCGUGUUUCACCCGAUUUUAAAGCGACUGCCAAGCCAUCACCCGGCUCAUCGACCAAAUUUGCGACAACUACCUCGUCCAAACCGGUUCUGGAGGCAGCGACGCGCGUUUUCGGACCAGCCGAACGCCAAUAUACGCGCUAACGUGUACAGCGAUGCAUUGUUUUGGCAAAGAAAAAAAAAAUACCCC
Molecule: messenger RNA, 6769 nt
Organism: Capsaspora owczarzaki ATCC 30864
Lineage: Eukaryota; Filasterea; Ministeriida; Capsasporidae
Exons: 3
Coding region: 3940-6723 (927 amino acids)
Biological process (GO): protein deubiquitination
Cellular component (GO): nucleus; cytosol
Molecular function (GO): cysteine-type endopeptidase activity; cysteine-type deubiquitinase activity
Source: RefSeq, a predicted model, not a curated record